AUAAUGGCUGUUUACAUGGGUUGUUGUGUAGAUUGAAAACAAGGAAGACCAACUAAUAUUUAAUUAUGUGACCUAAAGUUAAAGGGGUUUAAAAAAAGAAUAUUCUCAGGGGAUGAUAUUGACUUUUUUGGUUUAGGUCAAUGGGAUCUCAUAUACUGGAUAUUCUUCGCCAAGGGAUAUGGGCAUCUCUAACUGGAGGCUGGUUCUACGAUCCUCAACAGCAGGUUUUUUGCAACACUUUUCAUCUCUACCUAUGGGUGUUCCUUCUUGCUUUUCCUCUUAUUGUAUAUUCAACAUUAGAGGCUUCUAUAUUGGUAUGGAGCCUUUACAGUGUGGCAAUUGGAGUUUUGUUUGGCAUCAUCAAGGUGAUAAACUACAGGCUGCACCACUUAUUUGAUACUGGCGAGGCAGAAGAGGAGUUGCCUGCUGAGGAUGGUGAUAGGUCUGCCUCUGUGGAAAAAGAAGAAGAAGGAAAGAGUGGCGGGGACAGCAAAGAGAAUGAGUACAUUGAAAUGGCUAGCUUGGGUAACUUAUUGGCUGGCGGAGAUCAUGGUCGACCUCUGAGUACUGUUUCCUCUCAAUUAGAAAUGGGUAAAGAUUACUCAAAUGAGCCUUUGCCAUCCCCUGUUGUUGCCAGCCUAGCUCAAGGAGGUAAUACUUCACUACAGUCUAAAGCUCCAUUGGCCAAGUUGGAUGGUGAUGACAUCACAAUGGGAGGAUCAAGCAGAAUCUCAAAUAAGUUAGACAAUUCUAGCAGUGGGAAUGAUGAUGAAGAUUCUGCUGACCAAGAUGAAAACAUUCCUCACACCAUAACAACUCAGGCUGACAUAGAACCCAUGCCCAUUUGUUCUAGUGCUUCAGCAGAGGUCCAGUCAAUUGAACCAUCUAAAGCACAGAACUCAAAUGACCUUGGACAGGGGUAUAUUCUUGGAACUCUUGAAAUGGCCAAGCUGGUAGCAGCCAUGGAUGAACAAGGUAGUCCCCAUGCUACCUUGAAAAGAAAUGAGUCCCUGGAAAGUUCUAAGCCACCAGAUAGUUUACCUCAGUCAAAUUCAGGGACAUCUCUCGGGGUUGAAAAUCAUUUGAAACAAAGCAAGUGGAAAGCGUCUACGCAGCAUCCAAGUUGCAGUGGGGAAGCUAAAAGGUCAGGGACACCUAAAUUGAGGAUGAGAAAAGAACGUAAAGCUGUAAGGCGAAGCAAGAGCACAGCUGAGUGGUGCCCUCCUGCCAAAUCAGCAACUAAAGUAAAACUGUCCUCGCAAUCUUUAAACAUGCAUGAACAUUCUAAUCGCAGGGUACCUGUCCAACAGAUGUCUACAUCCAGUAAUAGUGACUGGUCAGAUGUUAGUAUUGGAGAGGUGGAGCUCCCUGACCUGUCCUCGACAUAUGAAGGUCAUAAUGAGCUGAUCCUUUCACUUAGCCAUCACCGUAAACUGAACUUGAGCACAGGGGAAUCAUCUGGCUCCACCCUAGUGGCCCAGGGACAUCAUGACAGGCCAGAUAGCCCUCAUCCUAACUCCAUCCAUUCUGUUCCCUACAGGUCCCGUAGCAGAACCUCUUCAUCCUCAUCUCCCUUACAUCAGGACUGUGUUCCCUACAUAUAUAACAUCUGGCCACACAAAAACGAGGAUGCUGACAGUGACUCAUUAACAUCAGGAGGGGCAGAUAUGUGCUCACACAGUACAGAGUCCAGUAGUUCAGCCAACAUAGAACCCCAUCUUACAAGCAUAAAGCCAGCCAAAGAUUUGGACUUGACCACACCCAGCAGCCCCUCUGCAGAAGAUUUGGCUUUCAUGCGAAGUCAAGGAGCUAUUCCAAAAAAAAUCAGGUCCAAAUCUGCUCGCCAGACCAAUCCACUGAAAGAAUCAACAAGUCCCGGCUCAACUGACUUGUCUGAUCCUGAGGAAAUAAGACGUCGACUCAUUGAAAUACUUUGGGACCCACAACAACAUAGUGAGGAACUUAAGCAGCUGCAACAGUUUGUUAAAAUGCAAAGAAGCCAGUCUGAGAGUAACACCACAAAAGAGAAACUUGAUGAUUCUCUAGCCCGAUCCAGUAAAGAAGAUGAAGGGAGAUCAGCAUUAAAAUUAGAAAGUCAAGAAGAAGAAAGAAAACCUGCAUUAACUCCCACUGAAUUCAGUGCGCUGUUACCGGCCAGCUCCCAACUCAAUCGUCCUACAAACAGACAGGCCAGGAGAAGACGCAGGCGCCACUCCAGUCAGCAAAAGAAACACUCAGAGUCUCCUCCAAUGGCAGCAUUGAAUCAGAUGGUUGGCGAGGAUGGUCACUUGGCUACAUCCCAUGAUGACACAACAGAUGGUGCAGUCCACUGGUUUCAGGAUGAACAGGGCAAUUGGAUGUCAUAUUCUUUUGGAGAGAACAGCUCUGGUGUUGCACUAAACAUAGCUGACUUAAAUAUGAAUACUAAUGCCAGCAGCUCUGUUGAGAGGCGACGUCACCCUCAUGAGGCAGACAAGUGGUCACUUUCCUCUAUAGCAUCUAACUCUACGGUUAUUGUUGAGGAAUCCCCUCAAAUAGAGAGCCCCAGUAUCCACCUUCGACCUGACAUGCGGUCCAUGACCAGUUUUCAAAUCAACAAUGAUGCUCACACUCUACAGACAUUACAGUCUAUACUGCGCAGAAAUCACGCCUCAAACUCAUCCACAGACAGUGACACGACUCACACUAAGACCCGGUCCAGUCGCAGUGCUCCUAAACCUAAGCAUUAUUACAAAUUCUGGCUAUGGCCCACAAAACAGUUUCUAAAAAUACAUUUUGAUCGUCUUGCACUUUUAGCAGCAUUAGAUAGGAAUAUAUCUGUGAUAGAAAAUGUGAUCUCCAUACUUAUGGCUGUUGGUGUUGGUGCACUGGGCGCCAUGAUGAUCUCCUCAGAUUUCUACCAUGACUUCUUCCUUCUCCUCUUCUGUUUCAUCAUGGCCAGCUGUCAGUAUAGCUUGCUAAAGAGUGUGCAGCCUGAUGCCGCAUCACCAAUGCAUGGCUACAAUCGACUGAUUGUCUUUAGCCGUCCUUUCUAUUUCUGUGUGUGUUGUUCCAUAGUUCUUCUUCUACAGUAUGGCAUUCAUAUAGUCCACAACAAACCCAUCUAUCUGUAUGGCAUUCCAUUCACAAUCUCUUCAGCUCUGACAUUCCUUCAGAACUUUUUCAAAAUAUUUAUCCUAUUUUUUCCUGUGUUAUUUACUCUGGGACUUUUGCCUCAAGUCUCAACAUUUCUAAUGUACAUGUUAGAACAAAUAGACAUGCAUAUAUUUGGUGGCAAUGCCACUACCAGCUUAUUCACUUCCUUUUACUGUGUAUGCCGUAGUUGCAUGGCCCUUCUUAUUUUAUAUGGAUUCUCAUAUGCCUCACUAAAGGGCAUAGGUGGCUCAGAGUACCAGUGUGACAGUAAUAUUGAGGAAGCAGCUCAGAAUGUGCCUUUUUCCAUUCUCUGUGGUCUCAUUGUGUCCACAGCUUACCACCUAAGUAGAUCUGCUAGUGAUCCGGGUGUCUUAUGGAUGCUUUUGAAUGGAGUUUUAACACAUAAAAAAGAUGAGAUCAAAAUACAAAAAGAAACAGAAGUAAGUGGGGAAACUACAGAACUUGUUGAUCCUUUGCCUGCCAAGCUCAAGACUUGUUUGAUUCAGCGGUUACAGUCUGAUGUGUUGGUCUGCAUUGCAGUGACUAUCUUGACAUUUGCUGUUCAUGUCAGCACUGCAUUCACAAGUCCAGCACUUCAGCCUGACCUCAGUGAUGCAUUGUACCUGUUAGCAGCCAGUGUUGGUUUCCUUGUCCAUUACAUUAUUCCUCAAACCAGAAAAGAGAUGCCCUGGCUUUGUUGUUCCCAUCCUUUGUUACGUAGUAAGGAAUGGAUGUAUUAUGAAGUGAAAGAACCACCAAAAGUUAUUUGGAUAGAACAGCUCUACCUAGGCCUGAGGUUUUUUGAAAGGAAUAUUAUAUAUACUGUUGUCUGUUUAUGUGCAACCACUACAUCUGCUCCAAUAAUCAUUUGCAAGUUUGGAAACUAUGCUGGACCAGUUAUCAUCCUAAUCUGCAGUCUCAAAAUGCUGCGGUUUGCCUUCUCUGAUACUCCUAGACAAUACCUGAUCAUUGCCUUUACAUAUUUCUUCUUCAAAUAUGACUUUAGGUGGUCUUCAGAGACGUUCCUCAUUGAUUAUUUUUUUAUUUCCAUUUUUUUCUGUAAGUUUUGUGAUUUCAUGUUGAAACUGAGUUUUAUCAUCACUUACAUUGCUCCAUGGCAGAUCACCUGGGGCUCAGCUUUCCAUGCCUUUGCUCAGCCUUUCAGUGUACCUCAUAGUGCAAUGUUAUUCCUGCAAGCCACUGUGUCUGCUUUAUUCUCUACCCCCUUAAAUCCAUUUCUAGGAAGUGCCAUAUUUUUUACAUCCUAUGUUAGACCAGUCAAGUUUUGGGAAAGAGAUUACAACACCAAACGUGUUGAUCACACCAACACAAGAUUGGCAUCUCAGUUAGAAAGAAAUCCAGGAGCAGAUGACAAUAACUUGAAUUCCAUAUUUUAUGAGCAUUUGACUAGAUCACUGCAGCACAGUCUAUGUGGGGAUCUGCUGCUUGGUCGCUGGGGGAACUACACUCAGGGAGAUUGUUUUAUCAUGGCUUCUGACUACUUGAAUGCAUUGGUGCACAUUAUUGAAGUGGGCAAUGGACUUGUCACUUUUCAGCUUAGAGGUUUAGAGUUUAGAGGUACAUAUUGCCAGCAGAGGGAAGUUGAAGCUAUAACAGAAGGAGUAGAUGACAAUGAAAGGUUUUGUUGCUUUGAGCCUGGCCACCUUCCCCACUUUCUGUCUUUGAAUGCAGCCUUCAACCAGAGGUGGCUGGCUUGGGAAGUUGUGGUCUCCAAGUACAUCCUGGAAGGCUACAGUAUAUCAGACAACAGCGCAGCCACUAUGUUGCAAGUAUUUGAACUCAGGAAAGCUCUUAUCACCUAUUACAUUAAGAGCAUUAUUUACUAUACCGUCCGAUCACCAAGGCUGGAGGAAUGGGUGGACAAUCAAUCCAUUAGACAGGCUCUUCAUGCCAUGGAGGAUGACAACUAUGUAGACUUGGACCCCACCUUCAAUCUGCAUGUGGAUGAAGACUAUGACUUCCGGCAACAGGGGAUCUCUCGCACUAGUUUUUGUCACAUCUACUUGACUUGGAUACAACACUGUGCCAACCGUAGACACAAGGAAAUUGAUAAUACCAAACCCUCCAUGCUAGUCACUUUGUGUUACGCUCUUAGCCUGCUGGGUCGUCGUGCUCUCAGUGCUGCAUCCCAUAAUUCCACAAGACCGCAUCAAAAAUAUAUGAUGAACGUAGAUUUCUUUUUGUUUGGCCUGCAUGCACUAUUUAAAGGAGACUUCAGAAUUCAGUCUCAGAGAGAUGAGUGGGUAUUUGCAGACAUGGACAUGAUGAGACGGGUGGUAGCCCCUGCUGUUCGCAUGUCUCUUAAGCUUCAUCAGGAUCAUUUCACUUCUCCCGAUGAGUACGAUGACAGCCAGGUACUGUAUGAUGCUAUCACUGAACACGAGUCCAACAUGGUCAUCUCACAUGAAGCUGAUCCUGCCUGGAGGAAUGCUGUCUUGUCAAAUGUCCCAUCACUCUUGGCUUUAAGACAUGUCUUUGAUGAAGGCUCAGAUGAAUACAAGAUUAUUAUGUUAAAUAAAAGAUACUUGAGUUUCAGAGUAGUUAAGGUCAAUCGUGAAUGUGUCAGAGGCUUGUGGGCAGGGCAACAGCAGGAGCUAAUAUUCUUAAGAAACCGUAAUCCAGAAAGAGGCAGCAUUCAAAAUGCCAAGCAGGCCCUUCGCAACAUGAUUAAUUCUUCCUGUGACCAGCCUAUCGGCUACCCAAUUUAUGUGUCCCCACUGACCACAUCCUAUUCAACCACACAUGACCAGCUGGCUAAUGUCCCAGUGAUAGGGGGAGAGUUUAAGUUCAGUGCUGUGCGCUGUUUUUUUACAUCCCUUUGGAACAGAAUGAGGCAGCGUUGUGAUGCUACCUGUGCAGGCGGCAGUGCAUCCUUUGAGUUGGAUCUACCAUACACCGUCAGUCAUCAAAUGGCUGCUGCAACUAUUGGCUCCACUCCUCGUCUCACUAUGAAUACACAGCAAAUUGACAUUCCAUUGCAAACACUUGGCAACCGGGGGAGUUUGAUCUCCACUGCAUCUUCUGCCAGCAAAGUCAACACACUUGCAUCCCUUGCCAAUCUAACAAGUUUGAUCAAUGACACUUCUCUCAAGGACAACUUGCCCCAUAGGGUCAGAAUUGUAGAUCCAACCCUUGUCUAUGACACAAUAAAUCUUGGACGUCGUGGUGAUGUGUUAUGGCCAAAUGAGGACUGGCGAGUUGCAGGUGGCAAGAGUGGAUGGAAAGACUGGACUCCUAAAAAGGGUAUGGAGGGUACAAUAGUUCAUCAGUGGACUCCUGGCAACACCGAGCCUACCAGAAGAUCUAACUUAGAGAAGACAAUAAUCCUAGUGCAGUUCAAAGAUCACUUUGUUCCUAUAGCAGAGAAUGGAGUUUUAGAUUUGGGUGCUGAAGUCUGAGCUCACAUAUGAUAGUCUGAUUAACUUAGCUCUCAUAGCCUUGCAGAUGGCCUAACUAUACAACUUUCUUUCAAUCGUGUUCAUCUCCAAGAGCUUAAAUUUCGCUCAAAACACCCAAGCAAAUGGUUAUGUGUUACAUUGCAGUGUUGGCACUGCCAUUCUGAGUACCUUUAUUCACUUCACAUAUCAACAAAUACAUGGCUGCAUACUUUUGCAUGUUGGAAACUGAUUAGUGUGAAUUUAAAACAAAUCUCUACUUGAAGGUAAUUUUUAAAAUAAAAUGUAAUAAGUGAUAGGAAUGUUUUAAGACUAUUUGAAAAUACAAGUUUUGAAAAAAUAGAAAACAAUUUUGUUCAGUAAUGAAUUAAAUACAGAAAUGUAUGGGUCAUUUGUUGUUUGCACCAACAAAUACAAAGUUUUUUUCUGUUUUGUUAAUGGGAAACUGUUUGUCUCAUUGUUGUCUCUGUUAUCCACCACAAAUGUAAGUCAGUAUACAUUGUUUAACCAUAUCACUAGGGUGUUUAUAGUUCAGGAAUGUGCAAUGUCCCUGUAUAAGUGGCAAUGUACCAAGAUACACUCCCCCACACUAUGGCUAGUCACAAUGCCAGUUAUAAAACUCUUAUGAUUGCAAAUUGAUAUUGUGUAUAAGUGAAUGCAGCAUACUUUUUGACUUUGUUUUAAAAAGUCUUUAAAUCAAAUAUUUAUUUGGCAGAAUAGUUUUGAAUGGAUGGGUAUCUUGAAAAUAUCUAAAGCUAUAUAUAUAUAUAUAAAUGAGAAUUGUGUAGUUUGUUGAACUAUAAAAAUGGAAUGAGUUGGCAUUGAACAGUUAUAGAUCUUUGUCCAACUCAUUUAAUCAUGUGCUUUCCACACCAAUGAUCACAUCCUGUACUUUUUUUUUUUUUUUUAAAGAUUGAACUAGAAAAUAUUUUUUUGACAGUUUUUCAUAAAAGUCCCAUAAAAAUGUAACAAAAGUUUACUUACUAGUGACUGCAGUCAAAUGAAGCUGCCCUGGCAACAGAUACUACAGGGAGUACCUAAAUUGAUCACAUUGCUCUCAAAUACUUAUAAUAUGGUGUACAUGUAUUACACUCAAUUGCCAAAGCUUUUAAGGGAGAUUGAAUUUAAAGGAACAUAUAAAUAAAUAAAGAAAAAAUAGUGCUUAUGAGAUGUAUAUUAUUUGAACAUUCUUUCCAGUUAUCAUAACUUCAUUGCCUGUCAAUGUUAUGUCAAUCAUUUUAAUACUAUUUCUUUGUGUGUGAGCAAAACUGUACCCUGUUUUAUAUAAAUAUAAAAUAAUUCAAGUCAUAAUGAUGUGUGAACAAAUGUGAUAGCAUGUAUAUGAAGAGUAUCAAUGGUGCUGCAAUGAGUUGCUGUCUUGUCUUUGUAAAUAGACUUAUUUAUAAUUAUUAGAACUUUUGGUAGUUGUGGUUCAAUGAAAACUGUAUCAAUAGAGAUCAUCAGGGUGAAGACAUUGAACUAUGGUAAAUAUUUUUGUAAUAACAUUAUGUUGAUGCUCUGUUACUGUAAUACAGUUUUUGUCUGUUUCAAAAUAAAGUUACAUUCCUAUGCCUA
Biomphalaria glabrata is the source of this 8126-nucleotide messenger RNA. Its product is annotated as pecanex-like protein 1. The record is from RefSeq and is a predicted model, not a curated record. NCBI's taxonomy places the organism in Eukaryota, Metazoa, Mollusca, Gastropoda, Planorbidae. The transcript is spliced from 40 exons. Gene Ontology annotation, biological process: endoplasmic reticulum organization. Bases 141 to 6554 code for a protein of 2137 amino acids. Gene Ontology annotation, cellular component: membrane; endoplasmic reticulum.